Molecule: messenger RNA, 1771 nt
Organism: Acanthoscelides obtectus
Lineage: Eukaryota; Metazoa; Arthropoda; Insecta; Coleoptera; Chrysomelidae
Source: the annotation of a GenBank genome assembly
UGUAUAUCUAUUAUUUUUUGGAAUGGUAUUAUUUCUCUAAGUUGAAACGGAAUAAUUACAAAACAAUAUAUUUGAACUUUUCCAGGGAAAGCCUUUCAAUAUGAGCAAAAAUUGGUUUUGUAACAGAGGUCUAUCACCUAUCACACAGCAUCCAAGAGAUGAAGAAAAAGAUAAGACUUCUGAAACAGUGAUUACUGAUUCACGUAAGGUGUCAUCUGUGGUUAAACAAAACAGCGACCACAGUGACUGCAACUCGGUAAUAUCUUCUACAUCCCCCAAGAUAUGCUGUACACCCCCAUCAUCAUCAAUAUCCGGUUUAUCAGAAAAUGUUCAUUGCAGUAACUUGUGCAAGGACUCUGAGUACAACGUUACCUCGAAUAACGAGAGCAUAGUGGAAGAUCCAGACCACCAAAGUGAAUCUAGCUCGUUCAUAUCUCUUACUUCGCCUAAUAUAUGCUGCACACCACCAUCAUCUUCUGUAAUUUCUGAUGCAGAAGAUGAAGAUUAUAGUCCCCACACUAGUGAAGAGGCUGAGGACGAGGAACUGGACAGGAGCGAUGAGGCCAGAGACAACUUACAUUCGGCAAGUGUCAAGAAGAAUGUUACUAUACAUGCAAAAGCUGAAUCAAUUCCCACCGCAGAAUGUGAUCAGUCUGCACCCAGUCAGUCUGGUUCUUCAUCAGUGAAUACUGGACUGUCAGGAAAGAAGAAAAAAGUUACAGUUUUCUGUUGUUUUUGUGAAUGUGAGGUUUUUCAUUUUCCACGUCAUUUGAAAAGAAACCAUACGAAUGAAAUUGAGGUACAAGAAUUUCUAGCUUUACCUGUUUUAAGCCGUAAAAGGCAACAACUGCUUUUUGCUCUAAGGAAAAAGGGUAAAUUUAUCAACUCUACGCCUUUGAGGGGAGAGGGGAUAAAACCUGUUAGAAAAGGUGCGGAAAAAACGGAAUAUCUUCCAUGCAUCCACUGUAUGGGUUACUAUUCUGCAAAGAACUUAUGGCGUCAUCGCAAACAAUGUGAUGCAAACCCGGAGAAGGGAUCGUCGGGCAAACGAUCACAGGCUUUAGGACAAACUCUGUUAUUGGGUAAUAUAAAGGUAGAUAUUGAGCUCAAAGUAAAAGUAUUUCCUCGCAUGAGACCUGACAAAGUUUCAUUGGUUGCGAAAAAUGAUAAAUUAAUAUGUGCGUUUGCUUCCCGAUAUCUGAAACUCCAUAGGGAGCUACAUUUUGUCCAAGUCGUUUCUAGGAAAAUGAGAGAAUUGGCUCGACUUCUAAUGGAGAUAAAAAAAUUAGAUUUGUCUGUGGUUACCCUAUUUGAUGCUCUAAAACCACACAAAUAUGACAUACUUGUGAAAGCAACUAAAUUAACAUCAGGAUAUGAUGACGAAAGCCAAACUUAUAAAUCCCCCACAUAUGCUAUGAACAUGGGUACAACCUUAAAACAAUGUUGCGAUGUGGCUCUUUUACACGUUCUAAAAAAAUCUAAGUCACUGCCAACAGUAGAUAAUGCAAACGUUGAGGCAGAUAUAAAAACAUGCAUCCAACUCAUAGAGGCAAAUUGGCGAUUCGAUAUUUCAACCAAUGCUGCUAAUGACCUCAACCUAAAAAAAUGGAAUAAGGUCACUUUGGUACCGUUAGCUACUGAUCUCAAACUAUUGAAGGAUUACCUCAUGAAAGUAGCUGCAAAUCAGGUAUCAAUGCUACAAAAAAUCCAAGCAAUGAAAAAGCAUACACGUCUUUACUCGAGACAGUUUAUUGUAGGUUGCUUUUAUUAA